Molecule: messenger RNA, 3774 nt
Organism: Mya arenaria
Lineage: Eukaryota; Metazoa; Mollusca; Bivalvia; Myida; Myidae
Exons: 2
Coding region: 592-1533 (313 amino acids)
Source: RefSeq, a predicted model, not a curated record
GGCGAUUUUUUAAUAUCAUUGAAGCAAAGGGAAUGUGGAAACCCAGACCUGUGUGGAUACGAGCAAAGAGUGUCACGUGAUCGGGCAAGCUGGUGUUUUAAGUUGUAACAACGUCAUACCACGUAACACAACAAGCGCAAAAACGGUGGAAAUACACUUAUGUAUGUUUAGGGAUAUUCACAGAGGAGCAUUCGUCCAUAGGAACUGGUCAUUCGUGGAACAGUUUUCAUUUAAAUGGACUUCAAACUACAAUAAAGGACUUUGUAUGUACUUUCACUCUAACUGGCAUGAAGGAUUGGACGUGCUAUUGCGACAAGGCCUUCAUCUAUUUCAAGGAAAAAAUGAAUUUGAUAAUGAUGCUUUUCAUGGACAGUCCACCUUAAAAAGUCUGAAUUUGUCAAACUGGAAUUAUUUAGAUGGUAAUGCUGUUAUAAGGAUAUUUGUAAACAAAUUAUCUUUACAAAAUGUGGACAAAUUGAAUCUAAAACUGCUGUUCACAAAUUCAAUAAACAACUGAUACAAACCGUGAUGAGCAGACCGAUUAAAGUGCUUGACCUAAGACACACCUCCAUCAAGUAGUUUGACAGGGUGAUGUUUUUACGUCACUGUCACUACCUUCAAUACUUCUACAUUUCCGUGGUAAUGGAAAGAGACCAUAAAGGCGUCCUUAGUAGUGGAACCGAGCAGGGUUUGCAAAAAAGGAUCACAGACUAUAUGGAAUACUGCAGAAACAGCUCUGAGAAAGGCCCAGUUUUUGACAUUUUAUCCAACAAGAUAAUAUGUUACGCUUGCGAACACAAAUCAACAGUUGAGUGGCUAUUUUACCGGAAAAGCUACUUUUACAGAUUGUCAGAACUGCGAUGGGUUGGCCAGUCCGGUCGAUUACUAAAGAUAAACGAACAUCUUGUCAACAGUUUAAAUGAUGCCUGCUUGAGACCGACUAGAAUAACAUUAGCGACUAUAUUGCCGUUUGUUUUACUGUUAUUUCUAACUGCCACAGUUUGUGUUGUAUGCAAACGCCGGAAAGCCUUGGCGCGGCUUCAGACUCGUGAGAAUCGUAUUGCAGAACUUCAGGUGUACAAUGAUCGGUUCGCUGUGUUUCUUGGCUACAACAGCGAGGACUACAACUUCGUGCACGACAACGUGGACACGGCCCUGAACCUCCAUCUCCAGACCAUCGUAGACACGGACCGGUGCCUCGUGUGCACAGGCGACAAUAACUUCCGGUUGGGCAGGAAUAAACACGAAGAUACUAUCCGCCUUAUCCAACAGUCGUACGUGGUUGUUCUGGUGGUGACGGACUCGUUCUGUACCAGCAAUUUCUGUUGUAAGAACAUGCUAUCGUAUGUUUUUAACGAGAAAAAGCCGGUGAUCGUGAUGUUGAAUGGGCGAGUCAAUGAGAACACAAUGCCAACCAUACUAAGAGACUGCUUCAAUAAGAACACCAGAAUCGUGUGGUCUGAAGUGGACGGCCAAUACAUACUGAAAACCACGUGGACAAAUGUGUGCAACUCUAUCCUGGAAACGUAUUGAAACGAAACGCUCUGAUGAUAAAGUUUCACGGGAUUCAUUCUGACAUGUUUCAUAUUUUAUACAUUGACUAAAAUGUGAAAGUACUAUAAAUUUAAAUCUCAUGUAUUUGUGCGACAUAUUGUUUGUAUUUCUGUUGUCCCCGCCAAGAUUUACCAAAAUCAUACCACACACUAAUGUCUGUAUCUCACUUAUAUGCGUGUUUUAUUGCUUAUUUUGCCGUGGUAUUGCGAUGUAAUUGCGCCAACACAUUCAAUAAUGUUGUUGUUUCUGUCGUUGUUGGUGGUGGAUGUCGUUUUUGUUGAUUAAUAUUGUUGUUUCAGAACAUUUCUCUCUCAGAGCUGUAUGGCAUUUGAAAUGGCCGAUAUAUACACCUCUUAUAGUGCUACCUACGUCUACUUCAACAUUUUUUUUCAAACGAGUGUUUUGAUUUUAAAUUUGCAGAAAUUGAUAUACAGAUAUACAAGUAAAGUCAAUCUGAUGGCGUGCUUAAUGGAUAUUUCAUAAUUAUCCUACGUAAACACUUAACAUUUUGUUAUCUUUUUGGUCAAUUUUCAAUUUCAAAUAUAUAAAAGAGAUAGUAUAGAGAAAAUACAUAGUAUAUAGAAAAAUCACAAGCUGGCGUAGAAAUGACAGUUACGUCACCAGCGAAUAAUACAAUGUUCUUACUCGGAAAAUAAUAAAUAUCCUGAAUGAACUAUCUAUUACGCAUGUAACAUUCUUGAUCAUGUAAACAGAUACAACCAUUAAAAAUACCUUUUGAAACGUUUCGUAUAUGGAAGUGUAAGAUGUAUUAUGAACACUGUGCAUUUAAUAGAGAUUAUAUACAUUGCAUCAAUUGUUUGUAGAAUAUUUGACUGUACCGCACUUUUGAACACUAUAUCAAUUCAUACGAACAUCCUUAUUUUUUUAAUUCUGAGUGAAUCUGCUUUUCGAAAAGUAAACGUCGAGUAUUGUCAUAACCUUGAUGCCAUCGACUUGAUUUGUUUCUGAUAAUCUUUCACAUAACACCAUUGACUGAAAUCAUGCAAAAACUAUUCAUAUAGUCAUAUCUUAAAAUGUUCCCGACAUUUCCUUAAAGAUAGUGACAGUGACGUGAAAACGUCAAUGUAACUUCGAACGCUUUGAGCUUUUUUUUGCCGUAAGCCCAGCAGUUUGAUAGGUCUGUUCAUUACAUUUUGUAUUAGCUCUCUGUUAUUAUGACCAAUACACGUGUUCGAGAGAUAGAAUAUGUUCAGAUGUUUAUUGUUUAACAGUUUGCAAAUAUACGCUCAACAUCGUCCUCAUUUAAAUUAUUCGAGCUAAAAUAAAUCAAGAAUUCAAGAAUAUUUAGGGGUGUCCAUUUGAUCAAAAGCAUCUUAAUAAAAAGCAUUUGACUGUUACACAUGUGCAUUUGAAAACGCGAAAGCGUGCAUAAUAUCCCCUGCCAAUUAUUUUUAUGUAUAUGUUUUGUGACAAUGGGGAUCUGUGUUCCUCUCUAAAAUAUAUUACGUUGCUCAAGUGACCAGUUUUGGUUGACAAAUGCUCCACUUUAAAUUUCCAAUAGCACACACAUUGGUAGCGCCUGUCGGGUCACGUGGUAUUAUAUCGUGAAAGCGGACAAAGCCAUCUUUCCGGGUCACAUGACAGUCCAUGAACGUAUCACCGCAAGUCGGAACUUCUAUAGUUCAAGCGAUAAAUAUUGUUGACAGAAUAACCAAUGACAGAGCUGCGAUUUUCAUUAUUAUGUGAUUCAUUUUUUACAACGCAUUGUACUGUCACUGCACAAAAUCCACUGACAAAUGCUAUUAACCUUAAAAUAAAUUUAAAAUAUAGAGGAAGUUGGAGUUUGUAAUAACAAAAACAAAAACGUUUCUAUAUUAUACCAAGAUUUAGAUGGUAUAACACAUAUCAAUUUUCAUUAUGAGCAGUACAUUAUACGGAGGUUUGUACAUUGAUGACUGCUAAGCAUAUGUGUAAGAUUUAAAUAGCACAAGUUGAGAAAUAAGUACCUGUAAAAUAGUACUGUCUGUACUGUAAAUAUAUAUGAUGUGUUAUGGGUAAACUAACACCAUUGGAAGAAUGUAUAAUAUAUGUAUGUGCAUAUAUAUGUGUGUGUAUAUAUGUGUAUAUGAGGAAUGGGUGUGUGUAUGUAUAUAAACAUGAAUAUUUUACAACAUUUAUAACAUUUUUAUGUGUAUGUGUGAAUAUAUAUAAGCUGCAUUUUUGCCUCGAUGUAUUUGUAAAUAAACUCUUAAAUCUGGA